AUGAUAACAUUUAACAAUUUAUUACAAAAAGUAUUAAGUCCGAGAGGAAUGGAUAAACUGAAAAUUAAAUAUGAUGACGUUAGAAAACUAAAAACAUAUUACGAGAUCUUCUGUCCAGUCACAAAGGUUUCGGAUGUGCAAGAUUAUAUUUUAAAAACAGAUACCAAAUCUACCCAUUGGGAAUUCCAUAGUGAAACAAUAGAAAUGGCAAGGAAAGUGUAUGAAUUUGCUCAAUCUCAAACAUUUACAAACUUUUAUAAUAAACAUCUUAAUGAAGUAGUAGGAAUGUUGACAGUUGAGGAUAUCACAAAAACAAUACUUACUAAAGCACUGGAAGGUUUUGCUCAAUUAUGUAAACAAUAUAAAGGUCAAGAUUGGGAAAAGUUAAAAUGUACUGAUGUUGUUUCCCUCUGGAAAGAUGUAACCAAUGUUGAACUCGAACUUAAAUUAAUGGAAAAUUAUGUUGUUCUCGACAAAAGACAAAAGCAUUUUGAAAACCUUGUCAAGACGCUAAAACAACUUGCAUCUGUACCAAAUUGGGUCGUUCGUCUUGAACAAAUAUCCACGACUAUAGAAAUUUUUAAUGUUCCACAUGAAAAAGACCAUUGGCUGAUUAAAUCUCGACGUAUUUUGCAAGAUGAUAUUUUAACCCUUGGAAAUUUAAAUAACUUUUUCGCUAAAAUAAACGAUACUCGCUGGCCUUUGAUUUUGAUUAAAGAAUUAUCUGAAGCUAGCGAUUUUUUGGAAUUCCUCAAAAGCAUUGCUGAACAUGAUAUAAAAAAUCUUAUUAAUUCGUAUAAUGCUGUUGAUUUUAAUGAUGAACGAUUAAAUCAAGAGGAUAUUGCUUCAUUAAUUCAAGUCCAACAAUUGCUACUUCAAUUGAUGAAAAGAGCGAAAGAGGAGGACAUAAGUAUUAUAAAAUUUCUUGUCUAUUUGGCCUCCGUCAAUACCGAUAACCCUACAUUAAUCAGCAAAAUUUCUUUGUGUCAGAAAAAGAUAAGGCCUUAUUCUCUAACUUAUUUGAGAGGAUGUGCUUUAUUAAUUGCUAAACCUACUUUCGCAGUAAACAUAAGAAUGGAUGCAAAUGAAGAGGAACAAAUAGCAAGGGCCCAGAUAAUGGAUGAAUUUGUUCGUCAAGUUAAUUUAGUUCACGAGAUUUGCAAUGUUGGAUCGCAACUCAUACAAGUGGACCAUUCUGGUUAUCGGCAAUAUAAGAAAUCGAUUUCUGAUAACAAUAAGAUGAAUGAAUUAACCGAGUUGCUUAAAUCACUUACAAAAGAUUUAAAACAAUGGGAAAAUAUUAAAAUCUUUUCUGACUUAAAAGGCCGAUCUAUUAAAAAAUUUGAUUAUAAUACAUUUAAAGAUAUUGCACUAAUUACAAAUGGAGAAUUUGGUAUAAUUUAUUGUGCUGAUUCAACAAAUUUAGGAAAACAUGUUGUAUUAAAAAGUUUUUAUGCCGAUGACAACAAAUUCUUUUAUGAAAAAUUUGUGAGAAAGUUAACGGAUGUGGUUUCUGUAACCAACCAUGAUAAUGUUAUUAAUUUUUAUGGAAUCAGUAUAGUUAAAAUCAAUAUGGCAAAAGAUUUAGCAAGAGGUCUACAUUUCAUUCAUCAAGCAAAUAUUGUUCAUGGAGAUCUAGUAAAUUUUGUGUCAUCUAGAUCAUUAUAUUCUGAUUCAAAUUCUAUUAUUGGGGGAAUGUUUGCAUACACUGAUCCUGAAUAUCUACUAAAUCCGAGAAAAUAUAAAAUAAACAAAGCUUCAGAUGUAUAUAGUGUGGGGGUUCUCUUUUGGGAGCUAUCAAGCGGAAGACCUGCAUUUUAUAAUUUUACAGAUAUUCAAAUAAUAAAACUAGUCACAUCUGAUGAAAGGGAAAAACCGAUUAAAGGAACACCUUGGAAUUACAUCAACAUUUAUUCAUGCGCAUGGCAUUGUAACCCAACCGAAAGACCAACUAUAGAAGAUAUUUACAUUAGUUCAAAAUUCAAAAAUAAUGAAAAAUUCGGAAAUAAUGAAUUUGAAAGCGAUCCUGUAUCGUCUGAUUCAUCUAUAGAAGACCAGGGAGAAGCUUCUACUUCUCAUAAUUUUAAUGAGCAUGAAUGGUUUUAUGAUACAUUAAAAAAUAACGAUGCCACAUUAAUGGAUGAGAAAAUGGCUAAGAUGAAAGUAGCUUUAAAAUUUAUUGUUGUUGUUGAUUCUAUAAAAUUAUUUGUUAAUGAGAUAUUUUUACAAAUUUUAAUUAAUUACUUUUCAAAAGAUUGUUGGAAACAAGAACCAGAUCAACGUCCAAACAUUGAUAAAGUUAUUCAAGAUCUUGAAAAACUUAUUAACAGAUAUAAUUGA
Diversispora eburnea is the source of this 2340-nucleotide messenger RNA. The record is from the annotation of a GenBank genome assembly. Lineage: Eukaryota; Fungi; Glomeromycota; Glomeromycetes; Diversisporales; Diversisporaceae.